Microthlaspi erraticum is the source of this 2430-nucleotide messenger RNA. The record is from the annotation of a GenBank genome assembly. Lineage: Eukaryota; Viridiplantae; Streptophyta; Magnoliopsida; Brassicales; Brassicaceae.
AUGGAGAAACCCAUCUCCGUCGUGACGGGAAAAUUGCGCAGCAUCAACAACAACCAUAACAAUGUCUGGUUCGUCGUCCCUCUCUUCUUCCUCCUCUGUUUCGUCCUCCUCUGUUUCGACUACUCUGCUCUCUCCGGCACCGGCACCGACACAGACGAACCCGCUUUCUCCUUCUCCGCCUCAACCCAGAAAUCGAUUCCCCGCGAAUUCACCAAAGAAGACAACUUUUCCCGAUUACUCGACGACCCACUUCCCGAUUCUUGCUCCGGUCGCUACAUCUAUCUCCACGAUCUCCCCAGUAGAUUCAACAGCGACCUCCUCGAGGAUUGCAGCUCGAUCACCAGAGGCACCGAGAAAAACAUAUGCCCGUACCUCGAAAACUACGGCUUCGGUCCCGAGAUUCAGAAUUCCGAGAACGUGCUCUUGCAUCAGAGCUGGUUCACGACGAACCAGUUCAUGCUCGAAGUGAUCUUCCACGAGAAGAUGAAGAAAUACAGCUGCUUGACAGAUAAUUCCUCUCUAGCCUCAGCGAUCUUCGUCCCCUUUUACGCAGGUCUUGACAUGAGCAAGUAUCUCUGGGGUUUCAACAUCUCCGUGAGAGACUCUUCCUCCCACGAGCUCAUGAAUUGGCUCGUGAAACAGAGAGAGUGGAAGCGAAUGUCCGGUAGAGACCAUUUCUUGGUCGCGGGGAGGAUCUCUUGGGAUUUCAGGAGACAGACGGACAACGAGUCCGACUGGGGAAGCAAGCUGAGGUUCUUGCCCGAAUCUCAAAACAUGUCGAUGAUGUCCAUCGAGUCGAGUUCUUGGAACAACGACUACGCCAUUCCGUAUCCGACGUGUUUCCAUCCUUCGUCUCUGGACGAGAUUUCCGAGUGGCAAGAGCGGAUGAGGACUCGAACACGCGAGUAUCUCUUCGCCUUCGCCGGAGCUCCGAGGCCUGAGUAUAAAGACUCUGUUCGAGGGAAGAUCAUAGAUGAAUGUAUGGAGUCAGAUGACCAGUGUUACUUGCUGGAUUGCAACUAUGGGAAAGUGAACUGUGACAAUCCUGUCAAUGUAAUGAAAGUGUUCAGGAACUCUGUCUUCUGUCUUCAGCCGCCGGGAGAUUCUUACACGAGGAGAUCGAUGUUCGAUUCGAUCUUGGCGGGUUGCAUCCCUGUGUUCUUCCAUCCGGGGACAGCGUUUGCGCAGUACAAGUGGCAUUUGCCGAAGAACCACAAGAGCUACUCGGUUUAUUUACCGGUUAAGGAUGUGAAGGAGUGGGAUAUUAAGAUUAAGGAGAGGCUGCUUGAGAUUUCGGAGGAGAAAGUGGUGAGGUUGAGAGAGGAGGUGAUCAAGUUGAUACCGAGCGUGGUGUACGCGAAUCCGAGGUAUGGAUCGGAAGGGAAUGAAGAUGCGUUUGAGCUGGCUUUGAAGGGAAUGUUGGAGAGGAUUGAAGAAGUGAGAGAGAUGAUGAAGCAAGGGAAAGAUGGUAGUGAAGGGUUUGAUGAUAGAGAUGAUUAUAAGUAUACUUUUUCUCCAUAUGAGGCUCAGGAGUUGGAAGUUGCUGCCGCCGAAGCAUUGUCGAUGGCGACGAAUCCGACGUUUCAGCUUUUCUCUUCUUCGAACGAUAAAUCUUCUCAAGGUUUAGGGUUCUUCGAUUCACCAGAGCCAGCUCUUCCUCCACCUCCUCCUCCUGUUGAAGUAUUAUCCUCAGAGGCGUCUUCCUCAGUCGAUUUCGCAGUGGAUAAAGUGACCAUCGGCGACGUCACUCUUUUGAAGGGUCGUGUGAACACUAAAGAGGUCUUUGGAUUGCCUAAUUCGGAUUUGGUUCCUGGAGUUUAUGAAGGCGGGCUUAAGCUGUGGGAAGGAUCAAUUGAUCUUGUCAAAGCUCUUGAAAAAGAAUCACAAACCGGAAACUUGACAUUCUCCGGAAAGCGAGUUCUUGAGCUUGGAUGUGGUCAUGCACUUCCAGGAAUCUAUGCAUGUCUUAAGGGUGCACAUGCCAUUCAUUUCCAGGACUUUAAUGCUGAGGUCCUUCGAUGUCUCACGAUUCCGAAUCUGAAUGCUAAUCUUUCCGAGAAGUCUUCCCCUGGCGAUGCAGAAGUACGCUUCUUUGCUGGUGAGUGGAGUGAAGUUCAUCAGCUUCUUCCAUUAGAUAAUGAUGAUGGUGAGGCUGAUAAGAAAGGUGGUUAUGACAUCGUUCUAAUGGCUGAGACAAUAUAUUCCAUCUCUGCUCAGAAAAGUCUCUAUGAAUUGAUUAAAAGGUGCUUGGCUAAUCCUGAUGGAGCAGUGUACAUGGCUGCAAAGAAGUAUUAUUUUGGUGUUGGUGGAGGGACGAGGCAGUUCUUGUCUAUGAUAGAGAAAGAUGUUGUUCUUGCUUCAACAUUGGUGUCUGAAGUCACAGAUGGUUCCUCAAAUGUCAGAGAGGUAUGGAAGCUUUCGUACAAGUAA